This is a messenger RNA of Camponotus floridanus (Florida carpenter ant), 1970 nucleotides long. RefSeq names its product probable cytochrome P450 303a1. NCBI's taxonomy places the organism in Eukaryota, Metazoa, Arthropoda, Insecta, Hymenoptera, Formicidae. The transcript has 10 exons. Gene Ontology annotation, cellular component: intracellular membrane-bounded organelle; cytoplasm. The record is from RefSeq and is a predicted model, not a curated record. Gene Ontology annotation, molecular function: oxidoreductase activity, acting on paired donors, with incorporation or reduction of molecular oxygen, reduced flavin or flavoprotein as one donor, and incorporation of one atom of oxygen; heme binding; iron ion binding. Gene Ontology annotation, biological process: xenobiotic metabolic process. Bases 98 to 1813 code for a protein of 571 amino acids.
UCGUUUAAAAACGAACCGUACGCUGGUCCACAGCCAGUCCCGCUUAUAUAUACAACGGAUGAACAAAUUUCUCCAGGUCCAAGAUUAAAUUUAUAAAAUGCUCGUCACGGCAAUGUUAUUGAUAGUACUGAUACUGCUGUUGCUAUAUCUAGGCUGCCACAAACCAAAAGGAUACCCACCAGGUCCAAGAUGGUGGCCGAUUUUGGGCUGUGCGCUGGAAGUGGCGCGUUUACGUCAGGAAACCAAAUAUCUCGUCAAGACCUGCUCAACGCUCUGCAAAAAGUACGGUCCAGUGGUUGGUCUAAAGAUCGGCAAAGACCGCAUUGUCGUUCUAAACGAUCUGGAGAGCAUACAAGCGAUGCUGAAUAACGAAGACUGCGAUGGCAGACCGAUCGGAGCCUUUUAUAAAGCCAGAACUUGGGGCGCUAGACUUGGUCUCAUCGUCGUGGAUGAACGAUUGUGGGUGGAACAACGACGAUUCGUUUUGCGACACCUAAAGGAAUUUGGCUUCGGUCGUACUAGCAUGGCCAUGAUCAUCGAAGACGAAGCAUCAAAGCUAGUAGAACAUUUUAAGAAGCUGCUUCGAGACGGUUAUAAUCACGAGAUCACUGAAAAAAAAACGAUAAACAAUAAUAAUAUCGGACAAAUAUAUAAGCUGCAGAAAGAUUCUAAGAACAAUCUAAACAAGUCAAAGUCGUGUAACGAGGUCAAUAUAAUCGAGAAUAAAGUCUCCAAUCAUCAUAAGACUCGAACAGUAGCGGAUCUAUAUAUGAAAGCCGAAGACUAUGCGGAAGUCAGAAAAGUCUCUCAAUCGGCGGGAAUGAUUAUAUCUAUGCAUGACGCUUUCGGAGUGACCGUAUUAAAUACUCUUUGGAAGAUGAUGGCUGGUAAAAGAUAUGAUACUGGCGACAAGGAACUUACGUAUCUACAGCGAAUCCUCGCGAAACUCCUGUCAGAAGUCGAGAUGAUAGGUGCACUUUUCAGCCAUUUCCCGGCGUUACGCUUCAUCGCACCAGAAAUGUCCGGCUACAAUUCAUUUAUACAAAUGCAUCAAGAAUUGUGGGCAUUCCUGAAAGAGGAAUUGCAUAAUCAUAAAAAUACAUUCGUAUCAAGCGCGCCGCGGGAUUUGAUGGAUGUCUAUCUGACUGUACUGAAUUCAAAAGAUUGCAGCGAUACAUUCUCAGAAUCACAAUUGUUGGCGAUCUGUGUCGAUCUCUUCAUAGCAGGCUCAGAGACAACUUCGAAAGCACUUAGUUUUGGAUUCUUGUACUUGAUACUGUUUCCGCAGGUUCAAAGAAAGGCACAUGAAGAAAUAGAUAGAGUUGUUGGUCGCGAUAGAUUUCCCACGUUGGCCGACAAACCAAGAAUGCCAUAUGUCCAAGCUAUUGUCUUGGAAUCUAUAAGAAUAUUCAUGGGUCGUACUUUGAACGUUCCGCAUAGAGCAUUGAAAGAUACUACUAUUGUGGGCCAUAAGAUACCAAAAGACACGAUGCUCGUUGCGAAUUUCAAUACAGUGCUUAUGGACGAGUCUUGGAUUGAUCCGGAAGAUUUUUGCCCGGAAAGAUUCCUCGACAGUAGCGGCAACGUCGUUACGCCAAAAAAAUAUUUUCCCUUUAGCCUCGGCAAACAUCGUUGCAUGGGAGAGAUGUUAGCUAAAAGCAACAUUUUUGUGAUAACGGCCACUCUGCUGCAAGCGUUCAACUUCUCCGUGGUUCCCGGUGAGCCGCGACCAUCCACACAAGAUUUCGUAAAGGGUAUCACGGCCGGUCCCAAACCAUAUAGAGCAUUAGUUUCCCUGAGAGAACGUAAUUAAGAUGUUAGUAAUUUUCUGGAACGGCAUCUAUUUAUCUAAUCUUCGUCCAACUUCAAUUUCACUCUAUUCGAAGUUGUAACAUAACAGGAUUACUUUUAUAUUUUCAGUCUAAAAUUUCUUUUACAUUUUUUUAGACUGCAGGAUAGAAGUUAACACA